UCCUCUUCUUACCCUGCACCCAGAGCCUGGCCGGAGAGGACAAGGGCAGGAGGCACCAUGAGUGGGGGCCCUGUGGGAGGCAGGUCUGGGGGUCGCGGAGGACCAGGGGUUCAGCAGAACAUACCCUCCACACUCCUCCAGGACCAUGAGAACCAGCGACUCUUCGAGAUGCUGGGUCGGAAAUGCUGGACAUUGGCCACCGCUGUUGUUCAGCUGUACCUGGCACUGCCUCCUGGAGCUGAGCACUGGACCAAGGAGCAUUGUGGGGCUGUGUGCUUCGUGAAGGAUAACCCCCAGAAGUCCUACUUCAUCCGUCUUUACGGCCUUCAGACUGGUCGGCUGCUCUGGGAACAGGAAUUGUACUCACAGUUGGUCUACUCCACUCCCACCCCCUUCUUCCACACCUUUGCUGGAGAUGCCUGCCAAGCAGGGCUGAACUUUGCAGACGAGGGCGAGGCCCAGGCCUUCCGGGCCCUGGUGCAGGAGAAGAUCCAAAAAAGGAAUCAGAGGCAAAGUGGAGAUAGACGCCAGCUACCCGCACCACCAGCACCAGCCAAUGAAGAGAGAAGAGGAGGGCUCCCACCCUUGCCCCCACAUCCAGGUGGAGACCAAGGAGGCCUGGCAUCUGGCCAACUGUCCCUGGGGCUAGUAACAGUGGACAUCCAGAACCCGGACAUCACGAGUUCACGAUACCGUGGGCUCCCAGUGCCUGGGCCUGGCCCAGCUGAGAAGAAACGCUCAGGGAAGAAGAAGAUCAGCAAGGCUGAUAUUGGUGCACCAAGUGGAUUCAAACAUGUCAGCCACGUGGGGUGGGACCCCCAGAAUGGAUUUGACGUAAAUAACCUGGACCCGGACCUGCGGAGUCUGUUCUCCAGGGCAGGAAUCAGUGAGGCCCAGCUCACGGAUGCCGAGACCUCCAAACUUAUCUACGAUUUCAUUGAGGACCAGGGUGGCCUGGAGGCUGUGCGGCAGGAGAUGAGGCGCCAGGAGCCGCUUCCACCGCCCCCACCACCAUCCAGAGGAGGAAACCAGGCCCCCCGGCCCCCUACUAUGGGGAGCAGUAAGGGUCGUUCUGGUCCACUGCCCCCUGUACCUUUGGGAGGUGCUCCACCCCCACCCACUCCCCGGGGGCCCCCACCCCCAGGCCGAGGGGGCCCUCCCCCACCUCCUGCUCUGGGGCCCACGGGGGCCCUGGCUCCUGGUGGAGGUCGGGGGGCACUUUUGGAUCAAAUCCGGCAGGGAAUUCAGCUGAACAAGACGCCCGGGGCCCCAGAGAGCUCAGCCUUGCAGCCUCCGCCUCAGAGCUCAGAAGGGCUGGUGGGAGCCCUGAUGCAUGUGAUGCAGAAGAGAAGCAAAGCCAUCCACUCCUCAGACGAAGGGGAGGACCAGGCCGGCGACGAGGAUGAGGACGAUGAGUGGGACGACUGAGUCACCCUCCCCACCAAUUCUGAGCCUCCUCCCCUGGCAGCUGCUGCUUGCUGCCCUCCACUCCUGGCCUCCGGGCCCCUCAGGCCCUGUUUCUUCCCCGCCGACCCUUCCAAUGCAGUUAUUUCAGACUGGUCCCCAACAUUCAGCCUAGCAGUAGCCAGGGCCCCAUUUUAUACAGAAUUUCUCGGUUCUCCUCACACAAGGAUUUUGAAACCAAAAUAAAAUAACUGUCUUUUUGUUUCUCUAAA
Ailuropoda melanoleuca (giant panda) is the source of this 1676-nucleotide messenger RNA. RefSeq names its product WASP actin nucleation promoting factor (gene WAS). Gene Ontology annotation, biological process: actin filament organization. The record is from RefSeq and is a predicted model, not a curated record. The transcript has 12 exons. Gene Ontology annotation, molecular function: actin binding. Bases 58 to 1428 code for a protein of 456 amino acids. Lineage: Eukaryota; Metazoa; Chordata; Mammalia; Carnivora; Ursidae.